Molecule: messenger RNA, 1722 nt
Organism: Lodderomyces jiufengensis
Lineage: Eukaryota; Fungi; Ascomycota; Pichiomycetes; Serinales; Debaryomycetaceae
Exons: 1
Coding region: 1-1722 (573 amino acids)
Molecular function (GO): protein binding
Source: RefSeq, a predicted model, not a curated record
AUGUCAAGAGUUAAUAAAAAUUGGAAUACGUUAUACUCAUACAAGAACGGGUUGGUUUAUCUACAUUUGAAAAAUAAUGAUUUAUUACAAUUACAAUUUGAUAUAACUGGUCAAUUCAAUAAAACAAACAAUCUCGUAAAUCAUCAAGUUAUCACAAGUUUACCAUCACCACCAGCAAAUACAACAUUAUUCAUUGUAGGAGAUUCAUUAUAUGGAUUAACAAAAUCAGAUACUACCACAAAUUCAAAUUUAUGUCAAGAUGGAUCAAUAUCAAUAAUUAAAUUCAUAAAUGAUUCAUGGGAAAACGAAAUAGAUUUAGAAUUAGAUGAUUAUAUAGAUAAUUCAUUUUAUGAUUAUUCAACUAUUUUAACAUCAGAUUAUAAAGAUUCAAUAUAUAUAUAUGGAGGAAUAUGUUCAUCAAAUCAACAAAUUACAAAUCGACUAAUUUCAAUAGAUUUAAAUAAUGGAACAAUAAGUAAUAUAACAACAUCUACAAAACCACAACCUUUUUAUGGAGCUUCAAACAUUUUAGCACCAAAUACUCAAUCACAAUUAAUUAUUGGAGGUGAAUCAACUCAAGGUUGGUUAAAUAUGUAUCAAUUAGCUACUUGGAAUUUUGACUCCGGUUGGUCUUUUAAACAAAUUCAAACCUCAGAAACAACAGUAAAUACAAGAACUUUUCCCUUGGUGUUGCCCAUUUUCAAACCAACCAAUAAUAUAAAUAAUUUUAAUAUAGAUCAAGUAUUAAUGAUUGGUGGUGAUUUAAAUAGUAAACAAAGUACUCCUCUUUAUGCAAAUUUACAAAUGACAUCAAAUAAUUGGGAAUGGCAUUCAGAUAUGAGUAAUAAUCAAUUAAAUAUUGAUGAAAUAUUAGGUGGUGCUACUAUUUUUUCAACUUUAGUAGUAAUUAAUUCAACUACUGAUUUAAAAGAUAAAAGAAUGACUACUCAAGGUUAUCAAAUUAAUUUAUAUGAUGCAGAAACUUUUAAACCUGUUGAAGAUGUUAAAACAAAUACAAAUAUUCAAACACUUAAUAAUUCAUCAAAUAAUAAUAAAGAGAAAAUAAUACUAGGAACAGUAAUACCCAUUUCAAUAGUUUGUUUAAUACUAGGGGUUUUAGUAUUUUAUUAUUUUUUUAAAAAACGAAAAACAAUUAAUAAUGAAACUUCAUAUAAUGAAAUAGAUUAUAAAUUUGAUUACACAACCCAACCAAUUUCAAUAGAUGAUAAUCCAAUAUAUAUACAUUUAGAUAAUGAUUCAAGUUCAACAUUAAGUGGAGCAGCAUCAAUUGAUUCAUGGAUGAAAAAAAGACAACAAUUUGAUAAUAAAAAAUUAAGAAAUAGUUAUCUUGCUUCUAAUGAAACUUUAAAUAUUGUGGAUGAUGAACUGAUAAAUGAAGAUAUUCAACCAACAUUAGAUCCAGUUGCAGUACGUAAAUCUAUAAAAAACCUCAAAAAAUCAUUUAGUUUCACAAAUACUCCUCCAACUUCACCAAUGAUUGAGAAAAAACCUUUAAGAAGUCUUAGGUUAACAAAUUCAGAACAAUUGCUUGGUGGUGGUGGUGAUACAGAAUCAUUUAUAAGUGAUGAUCAAAAUAAUAUAGAUGCUCAAGUUUUAGUUAGUAGUAAAAGAAGAUCAAUAUUAAAAAUAAUGAAUCCUGAUGAAGCUAUAGAUGAAAUAAGAGAUAAUUUGAGACAAAGAAUCCCAUCAGGAGAAAAAUAA